AACAUAAUUAUUUAUUGGUUAAGUGUGCUCAAAUGGCAGCACAUCAGAUCAUAAGAAGUCUGUACACUGCUCAAUGGUGUCUCUUAGCUCGAGUGCCACGACGCGCUAAUCCCGGCCUGGGCUAUCAACUGCAGCAGCUCCAGCAGCCUAGUGUCGAGGAUGCUAGUGAGGAUUAUGCCGAUAUGGAGGCGGAUUUCAUGUCCGCCCAUCGCACACAUCAGCAGCACGAGGCACAGCAGCAACAGCAACGCGAUCGUGUGCGACAAUUUAUGAUCAAGCACAAAUACUUUCGCAAUGCUAAAUUGCCCAAUUUGUUGUUGUACGCGGAGAAGGAGCAAAUGCGUCUGCUCCACGAACGCGAUGCGGAUGAAUGGAGUGUGGAGCGAUUGGCGGAGAGUUUUCCGGCCACAGCGGACAUUGUGCAGAAGGUGUUGCGCUCCAGGUGGCGGCCACAAAGUGUGGAACGCAUACGCAAUCAUGAUGCCAGCGUUAUGAGGAACUGGACACAGUUGCGUGCUGGAAAAUGUGCCGAUGUGCCGCCCGAGUUGAUGCAGCAUUUACAGAAAUUUGCCCAACGCCAACGAGGAGACUUGCAACAAUUAAGGCCAGAGCAGUGGCCGACACGACCAGAACUACCGGUGCCGCAGCGAAAUGAAUUCCGAGCGUUGCUGGGCAAAGAGGGCAACAAGCAGCUGGAAUCGGGCAACUCAACACAGCGAUUAACGGCUCGGUUUAUGCCGCCUGCGGCGGGCGAGGAAGAAACCUAUUUACUGGACAAGGUGGUAGACAAGCGUAAAAUGCGCCUGCAGGAGUUAAAGGCAUUGCAAGUGUUGCCCAAGCAAAAGGAGCAGCAGCUGGAGCGACCAUUGCCCAAUCCCAAUGGCACUGGUCCACUGCCCAGUUUUGUGGAGAAAUUCGAGCGAACUGAAAUUGUUGUUAGCGUUGCGGAUCAGCGGAAAUACGAGAUGAGCAAAGUGAAGGAUCGUAUUGUUAUACCACGCAAACUAUAUCAGCAAGGAGCCACCUAUCGCGUGGAUGAUGCCUACUACGAUGACGAUGGAGAGCUGCUGUAUCGCGUGCCCGGCAUGACUGGCGGACAGCGGUUUCACAAAGAUUAAGAGGCAAUCGAAGCUAGUCUAAAUGUUAAAAAUAAAAAUAAAUCUAUCUUUACAAAUUGA
Messenger RNA from Drosophila grimshawi, 1178 nucleotides. RefSeq names its product neugrin. The record is from RefSeq and is a predicted model, not a curated record. Gene Ontology annotation, cellular component: nucleus. The coding region runs from base 33 to 1118 and encodes 361 amino acids. Lineage: Eukaryota; Metazoa; Arthropoda; Insecta; Diptera; Drosophilidae. The transcript has a single exon.